AUGACCUGUCAUCCUCCACGAUUGCUCCGAUGGCGGUCGUCGACGGGAUUCAUUAUCGCCACGGUCUGGACCUCGUUCUUCACGGACUACUUCCUCUAUGCGAUGAUUGUGCCCGUCAUGCCCACAGCCCUUGUCGACCGCGCCAGUAUACCAUACGAAGAUCGAGAGUUCUGGGUGAGCAUCCUACUGAUGUGCGAAGCCGCCGUCGCCUUCCUCUGCUGUCCAGUAUUCGGAUACUUGCUGGACGUGGCACCCACGCGACAGCUGCCCUACCUCCUGGGCCUCAUCUUUCUCGGGGCCUCGAUGGUGCUUCUCGCUUUGGCGCACACCAUCGCCUUGUUCAUCGUGGCCCGCCUGCUGCAAGGCGCUGCCACCGCCAUGGUCGCCGUGGCGGGUCUCGCCCUGCUCACGGAUUCGGUCCCAGCCAGCAACCUUGGGCAAACCAUCGGAUACCUGGGCUCCGCCGUUGCCUUGGGCUUUCUGCUGGGUCCGCUGCUGGGCGGGCUCGUCUACCAAGUCGCCGGGUACCAUGCGGUCUUUGCCAUCGCCUUCGCGAUGGUGGGGAUUGAUCUGCUCAUGCGGAUGGUGGUGGUCGAGAAAGCCGUCGCCAACCGGUGGAUGCAGCAGGCGCAGUCGUUCUCACCAGCACUAGAUGCCGGGUUUACGUCCAGCGACAAUCUGGUGCAGCAGCAGCAGCAGCAGCCGCUGCCGGACCAGUCGACCAGGCGCUCCGCUCCGGCAGCGCCCAACACGAGUCCAUCCCAGAAGAAGCUCGCGAUACUGGCAAUCAUCAGCCAACCCCGGGUUCUCGUCUCCUCGGCUGCUCUUCUCGUGCACGGGUUACUCUACUCUGCCUUUGACGCUACAAUUCCCAUCUUUGUUGAAUCCCGCUUCGGAUGGAGCACUUUUGGCGCAAGCAUGGCAUUUCUCCCCUCAGCCCUGACCGCACUCCUACAGCCAUAUUUUGGCCAUUUAACAGACAAACACGGCCCCCGUCCCAUCGCAACAAUAUCCUUCUCCCUCCUAACCAUUCCCCUCCUCUGCCUCCGCCUCGUCACCAACCACAACACCGCCCACAUCAUCCUCCUCCUCACCCUCCUAACCGCCAUCGGUUUACUCAUCAACCUCUGCACCCCAGCACUAUACGUCGAAACCCAACAGGUGCUCGAUGCGAUGGAGGAGGAAGCGGUGGCAGCGACGGCGGCGGCGGAGGAGGAGCCUGCCCGCCGCGUCGCACCGACACCACCACCCAAGGGCACCUCCGCCCCCGUCGCUCAGGCAUUCGGCAUCCAGACCAUGGCGCAGUUUCUGGGGUUGUUUCUCGGGCCGCUGUGGGGAGGGUUCGUGGAGUGGCGGUUCGGAUGGGCAGUGAUGACGGGGAGUUUGGCAGGGUUGACAGGGGUGGAGUUGGUUGUGUUUUUGGGGGCGUAA
This is a messenger RNA of Aspergillus saccharolyticus JOP 1030-1, 1431 nucleotides long. Its product is annotated as putative MFS transporter. The record is from RefSeq and is a predicted model, not a curated record. Gene Ontology annotation, molecular function: transmembrane transporter activity. The transcript has 7 exons. Gene Ontology annotation, biological process: transmembrane transport. Lineage: Eukaryota; Fungi; Ascomycota; Eurotiomycetes; Eurotiales; Aspergillaceae. The coding region runs from base 1 to 1431 and encodes 476 amino acids.